Molecule: messenger RNA, 2904 nt
Organism: Nematocida minor
Lineage: Eukaryota; Fungi; Microsporidia
Exons: 1
Coding region: 1-2904 (967 amino acids)
Biological process (GO): mitotic chromosome condensation; meiotic chromosome condensation
Cellular component (GO): condensed chromosome, centromeric region
Molecular function (GO): histone binding
Source: RefSeq, a predicted model, not a curated record
AUGGCAGAGGGAAGAGCGCUUGAGCUGCUUAUUUCCUAUCUUAAAGACAGGCCAAUGAGCCACGAGCCAGAGAAAUAUUCGGAGCUGCUUUCUAGCCUCCAGGGGCACCCUCUUAAGAGCGACAUACUUUCCAGCAUACUUAGCAACAUUGACAACACAACAGUGUUCCUGAGCAUUGCUCCAGCAUAUUUUAAGCCGGAUGGAGUGGAGGAUACGCCCAGCGUAGUGCUUAGAAUCAUAGAAAAGAGCAAAGAGCUGUGUGAUGAGACAAGGAGCAAUUACGACAUGUUUUGCAAAAUAUUAUUUAAGUGUCUAGAAAGUAAAAAGAUACAGAUUGAGAUAAAAAGCACAGUGUUCAAAAUAUUUGAAGAAGUGGAGUUUAGAACCCACUGGAUACGAAGCAAUGCCCUUGCCAUGUUGCACAACGAGCACACCGUCAACAUACUAACAGAGAUUCUUCUAUACAUCAGUGCAAUAAGAAGAUCUCGUUGUUUAGACAGCAGUACUGGCCCUGAAGAAAAUGAUAAGAGUAAAAAUGGCGCAGCAUCGUACUAUGAAGAUGAAGAUGAACAUACUCUCCCUGAUGUCUUAGAGUAUCUCCUUAAAGAGAGCGAGAUAAGCAAGAACACCACCCUGCAGAAGAACUACAGCAGCUUAAUCCUCAGAGUGUGUGAGUCAAUAAGAGAGCACGGGAUAGAAGAUACCAUUAGGCCGCUGCUGGAGAGCAUUUCAUCAGAGAUCCAGUGCAUAAGAAAUUCUGCCAUUGAGUCAGCUGUGGUGAUAUCAAAAGGCCUGAAGAAGAAGAUAGAAGAGGAAAGAAAAGGAGAAAAGGAGCUCUCCACAGUUCUGACAGCUGUAUUAGAAAGAACAGUUGAUGUAAGCCCGUUCUGCAGGGCGCGCGCUAUCCAGUCGCUCACUGAAAUACUCAGCACAAAUGGCCUCCUGGAAGGAAUAAAAGAAAAAGUGUACACAUCAGUCCACGAACGCAUUAUGGACAAAACACAGAUGGUAAGAAGAAAGGCCAUAGUGUUCUUUAAAAGAGCGCUGGAAAACCACCCGUAUGCUCUGGACGGAGGAACACUGGCUAUGCACCGCCUAGAGAAGCACAAAGAUGCGAACCCAUCGUACUAUGCAAGCGCAGUUACAUUCUACCAUGCAAUCCACCAGAGCGUGGAGAUCAUUAAACAGCUGCUAAAGGCAGGGAGCAAGGGAGAAAUAACAGAAAUAGUGCAGUACGUGUCUUUGUGCUAUUCCUACGGCAUGGACAAUGCCCUUGAGGUAUUCCCGGAUCUUUUCCUUCUUUCUUGGCAGAGAAUUGCACUUGAUGGGAAGAACACAGCAGACAUUCUGUCAGAGGAGCUCAGACGAAUGGCAGACGGAAGCCCCAAAAAGCUGAUUGAGCUCCUCCUGCACUUUGACGCGGAUACGCUAUCGUAUGAAGGGAUAAUCAGAGAGCUAUCGCUUCGAGGGAUACUGGGAAUCGAAGUGCUCAACACGAUAUUCUACAAAAUUGACCAGAAUAGCGGAAAUGUUAUAUCGUAUCUGCGCCUGUUCAGGAGAAUCACAGCAACAGAUAGGGCAGUGACAGAAAGUGCUCUGGAUAGAAUAAUGAAUAUACUGAAGACCUCCACAGAAGUGCCCAUAGUAACUGAAAUAGUACGAAUACUUGGAAACCUGGACUACAGAGUGGGAAACACAUCAGAGAUCAUCACAGCAGUGAUGCACACCCUGUCCGCAGUAGAUGAAAAUAACCUAGAACUGCUCCAGGCAGUGAUAGACACAUCCUACUUGGUGAGCACUGAUCCUGAUGCACUCGCUGUUGAAGUACUUACAGUCCUUACAGAGAAAAAACAGCUCAUUCCGCUUAUAUUCGCAGUAGGACACAUCGCCAUAAAGGAGGCUGUGCACCUGGAAAGAGUAGAGGCAGCAUGGAACCACCAGACAAAGAAAAACACGACGAAUAAAAAAAGAAAGGAAAGCAUCUCCACAACAGCCCCUGAAAUAAGAGAAAGAAGGCUGAGUGUUGGAUCGAAAAGGAACAGCAUGAAGAAUACGACAGAAGAGCAAGAAGAAAUGGCAGAUAGAAUAUUCUUUGCAAAGGAGCACGAAAUACUGUUUGGAGAGGUGUCAGCCCUCAAAGGAUGCAUGGAUGUAGUAGUGUCCGGAGUGCGCAGUGCACACCCGCUCAUUAGAAGAGUGUCUCUGCUAUCGCUUGGAAAAAUAAUGAGUGUGAGCAGCGAGUGCAAUUCUCGGUACAUGAACGAAGUUGUUGAAAUAAUGAAAACAGGCUCAGAUGAUCUAAAAAUAAUUGCGCUGGUGAUUAUAUCAGAUUCUAUCAUGGCGUUCAGCAGUUUAGUUAAGGAUGCAGGAUGUAAUCUCUUUAUUCCCCUUAGAUCAGACACCGCAGAGGUGAAGAAAACAGCGCUUGUGCUAAUACGGCACCUACUGCGCAGCGGCAUGGUAAAAGUGAAGGACAACUACUGGACCCUCUCUCUCCUGCUACUGGAAGAAGCAGAGAUUAAAAGCACAACACAAAAGCUGUUUGAAGAAGCAGCAGAAAGAGAGAGCGGAAUGAAAGUGGUGUGCGAGGUGAUUAAAUCUUAUCUAAUAGAUAGAUAUGCACAGGCAAAUAACAAAGUAUCUUACGGAACUGCAGCAGAUAAUGAUACAGCUGAUGCAGACAAUGUGAUCAAUGGCGCAGAUAACACUGAAAACACUGAAAAUAAGGGAAAUAGUUACCACACAUUAGCUGAGGUGGUUAAAGCAGUCGUAAAGAUAGCAGCUGUGAACGAUUUCAGCAGGAAGCUAAUGGACUGGGCAUCUUCAAAGAACGAUCCAGUGGUUAGUGAAAUAUGUACAUUCAUAACUGAAGAAAUAAGCAGAACAGCUACGAUACCCGCAUAA